Messenger RNA from Penicillium canescens, 2193 nucleotides. RefSeq lists its product as uncharacterized. Gene Ontology annotation, cellular component: cytoplasm. Gene Ontology annotation, molecular function: ethanolamine kinase activity; choline kinase activity. Gene Ontology annotation, biological process: phosphatidylethanolamine biosynthetic process; phosphatidylcholine biosynthetic process. NCBI's taxonomy places the organism in Eukaryota, Fungi, Ascomycota, Eurotiomycetes, Eurotiales, Aspergillaceae. The transcript has 6 exons. The record is from RefSeq and is a predicted model, not a curated record. Bases 1 to 2193 code for a protein of 730 amino acids.
AUGCCGUCAUUCACCGAAGACAGUGGUCCUGGUCCCGAAUUAACAGAAUCGUCUAUUUCGGGAACAGGCUUGGAUCUCCGCUCUUUGACCAAGGCCUUACACGCAAGUGGGACGGUCGAUUCCCCAGACAGCACUUCUCUGAAACAGUAUCGGGCUUCCAUGUCCCAGCCCAUUGCGCAACACCCCACCUCCUCCAUGCCUUCUCUCGAUGGCCCUUCGAGCGUCAACGAUGCAAUGACCCAAGAGGUUAGAGAGCAAUACAGGCCCGAAGAAGAUACCCAGGGUCUCUUCCACCAAGUAUACGAAUGGUUACACCAUGAGAAAGCCAGACGACAGAAUCGUAAGGCACGGAAAUCCGAAGCAGUCUCCUCCAAUGCGACAAGCGAUUCACCCGCCGAGGACGGUCCCAUAGAAAGACCUAACUCCAACCCCUCCGAAAGCACCUUCUCCUUGGAUAAACUGGAGAAGAUCCUCCUUCAGUAUGCGACCAACCGGCCCAGCAGUGCCAUCGGCUCGAAUGCGUCGGUCAAACGCCAAAGUCGGCGUCGCCAUAAGGGCCUGCAAAGAGGUUCCGCCUCCGACUCAGAAGCCACAGAUGUCGAGGCACCCGUGCCAGGCGUGGAAGCCUACUUGGACAACUCCAAGACACUUGCCUACACCGGUGGUGCUGCAGUAGAAGAGGAUACCGAUGCCAAUGCCAAUGUCAAGGCUGCCAAGGACCGAGAGGGCUGGAUGAUUUUCAAGACUGAGAUCGUGCGCAUUGUACAUACGCUGCAACUUAAAGGCUGGCGCAAAGUCCCGGCGGAUCUGGCUGGCGAUAUUGAGGUGGUUCGACUUAGCGGUGCUCUCACGAACGCCGUGAAACCCCCACCGAAGCUUCUGCUCCGAAUCUAUGGCCCGCAGGUGGAUCAUCUGAUCGAUCGAGAGAAGGAGCUACAGAUCCUCCGCCGCCUUGGCCGGAAGAACAUCGGUCCUCGCGUUCUAGGCACAUUCUUGAAUGGUCGAUUUGAAGAGUACUUCGAGGCCCGUCCUCUUACACCCCAAGAACUGCGCAUUCCCGAAACGGCAAAGCAGAUUGCCAAGCGGAUGAGAGAGUUGCACGAGGGUAUUGAACUCCUCGAAGAAGAACGCGAAGGCGGACCCAUGAUUUUCAAGAACUGGGACAAGUGGGUGGAUCGUUGCGAGCAAGUGACCACCUGGCUCGACAAGGAAAUCCAGUCUCCGCAGAAUGAGGCCAAAGCCGCAUCUGAGCCAUGGCGUCGUCGCGGCUUUGUCUGCGGUGUGACGUGGGACAUGUUCCGCAAAGCCGUGGAUAAUUACCGACUUUGGUUAGUUGCCGAGUCUGGUGGAAUUGCUGAGAUCAAGCGUCAGUUGGUAUUCGCGCACAAUGAUACCCAGUAUGGCAAUCUUCUUCGCAUGGAGCCGGCCACACAGUCGCCUCUGCUCUUGCCUGCAAAUGAACACAAGCAGCUCGUUGUCAUCGACUUCGAAUACUCCUCCGCCAAUACCCCUGGCCUGGAAUUCGCCAACCACUUUACCGAGUGGUGCUACAAUUACCAUGACGAAGAACGCUCCUGGGCCUGCAACACUCGCGCCUACCCAACCCCAGACCAGCAAUACCAGUUCGUAUCGACCUACCUUACCCACCGACCCGCCGUCGGCGGCGGGACCGUCUCUCCCCUGGCCACACCCAACAUCCGCGGUCGCACCGCAACGGGCAUCAUACCUCUAGACCUCGACGAGGGAGCCGAUGGGCCCAGCUCCCAAUUCUCACAGAUUGAAAAGUCCAACGACGAAGAGUUGGAUAGGGAGGUGCGCUUCCUCAUGCAGCAGACUCGACUGUGGCGGGUCAUGAACUCAGCGCAGUGGGUUGCAUGGGGUAUUGUGCAGGCCAAGGUGCCCGGCAUGGAAGAAGGUAUCGCGGAGAUGGCAGCUGCCAAUGGGCACAGCGAGAACGGACAGCACGAGGGUAACGGUAACGGCAACAGCAACAGCAGCGGCAACGGACACAGCGAGAAGACGCCGCCUGUUGACGCGGACAUCGACGAAGAAGGAGAUUUCGAUUAUCUGGCUUACGCCCAGGACCGAAUUAUGUUCUUCUGGUCUGACCUGCUGGCGCUGGGCUUGGUCAAGGCGGAGGAUCUGCCUGCGCCUAUGGUUGAACAUAUCAAGUCGCGCCUUGUGGAGCAUUGA